UCAGAGUCGCGUUUGGAUGACGACGCUAGCAGAGGAGGUGCUGCUUUGCCACGUCGGUCUCUGUGCAGCGCACUUACACUGUUGCUCCUCCAGCCCAGCACUAACUUCUAGAGCCGAUUUAUGUUUCCAGAGGAGGAGAGAGCGACCCCCCAGCGUCGCCGUUGCCGUUGUAAGUCGUCGCCACGCCCGCAUAGUGUUGGAUAUUGAAGCUGGAAGGUGGAGAAAUGCCCGUUGCUGUCUGGACUCGUCACACAACUGACUGAUGCAUCCUCGCUCGGCUCAGUUCAGCCCUCCGCAUGUUGUCGAUGUUGUUGACCUUGAAGUACAUGGUGGAUUUUUGAGAGGAACGGUAACUGGCGACCAUGCCAGGAGGCCGCAGGGGUCCCAGCAGACAGCAGCUAAGUCGCUCCUCCCUGCCGUCCCUGCAGACUCUGGUCGGAGGCAGCGUCAGCAAUGGCACGGGCCUCAGGAACAGAAGCAGUAACUCGGUGGGUCUGUCUGCUCCGCCCAUUUCUACUCUCAUCACUCCGGAGCCGGUCCGUCACUCGCGGAUCCCCGAGCUGCCGUUGGACAGCAGCUUCCUGUUUGAGUUCCUGCUCUUUCUCUACCUGUUGGUUGCUUUAUUCGUCCAGUACAUCAACAUCUACAGGACGGUGUGGUGGUACCCCUACAGUCAUCCGGCUGCCUCUACCUCACUCAACUUUCAUCUAAUGGACUACCACCUGGCUAUCUUCAUCACUGUUAUGUUAGCCAGGAGGCUUGUUUGGACCAUUGUGUCAGAGGUGUCUCAGAGCAGCGGAGGGUCCCUGCUCCGCUACAUAGUACUUAUUACAGCCCGGCUCAGCCUGCUGACCAUGUGCGGCUGGGUGCUCUGCUGGACGCUGGUCAACCUGUGCAGGAACCACUCUGUCCUUAACCUUCUGUUCCUGGGAUACCCAUUCGGUGUGUACGUCCCACUCUGCUGCUUCCAUCAGGAAGGAGGCAAAAGCCCGGCGCCGGGCUCUGACUGCGAGUACCCCGCCGAGCAGCAGCAGGCCGACCUCGCAGAGUCCCAGCUCUUCCGACCUCGCGACUUCCUCUUCCUGCUGCGGGAGAACAUCAGAGAACAGUUCUCCAGCCCCCCACACAUGCCCACUCACACCUGCCCGCAGCACAUACACUCGGACACGCCCGAGCUGAUUCGAGCAGAAGUGGAGGAGCUGAAAAGCGACUUUAACCGGCGGAUCAAAGAAGUGCUAUUCAACUCACUGUUCAGUGCUUACUAUGUAGCCUUCUUGCCUCUCUGCUUCGUCAAGAGUACACAGUACUACGACAUGCGCUGGUCUUGUGAGCAUCUGAUUAUGGUGUGGAUCAACGCCUUUGUGAUGCUGAUGAGCCAACUGCUGCCUCCCAGCUACUGCGACUUGCUCCAUCGCUCGGCGGCUCACCUGGGCCGCUGGCAGAAACUGGAGCACGGUUCAUACAGCAACACACCUCAGCAUGUGUGGUCAGAAAGCACCGUUUGGCCUCAGGGGGUGUUGGUACGACACAGUCGAUGUCUAUACAAGGCUGUUGGAUCCUAUAAUGUUGCGCUUCCCUCUGAUGUUUCCCAUGCAAGGUUUUAUUUCCUGUUUCAUAAGCCAUUGCGGAUCUUGAACCUGCUGAUCGGGAUCGAGUCCAGCGUGGUUUUGUACCAGCUAUACUCUCUGCUGCGCUCUGAGCGCUGGAACCACACGCUGUCCCUGGGCCUUAUCCUCCUCUGCAACUAUUACGUGCUUUUUAAACUUCUCCGAGAUCGCAUUGUGUUGGGCAAAGCCUACUCCUACCCUCUGUCCUCCAACAGUUCGGGGCUCAAGUCGCAGUAAAAAGGACAACAAAACCUCACCUACAAACUCUGAGCAUGGAGCUGUGGGCCGGAGGGGGUGCAGACUGUGAACUCACAACUGUGUUUUUGAUACGGUUCUAUUUUUAAUGCGAUGUUUGUAUAUGCCUAUUUAAAAGAAUAUUUUUAUUUUGUAUACUAUUCCGUGUUACACCGGGCAUUACCGCUCUGACAUUAGCAUGUUGUUACGUUGUUGCCAGACGACAGGGAAGUCAGGGAAUGCCUGGGGGUGACUUUCACCAAAGAUACUUUCACGUGCAAGCGGCCAAUCGCACACCAGAUGUGGCCCGAAACUGUUAAUAAAGUGGGGAACUCGAGACGAGAGGAAAGAUUUGUGCCUGAGAUCCAGAUUGUUGUUUCUUUUUAUUAUUAUUAUUCUUAUUAUUUUUUGCUUCAGCCCAGACUCUUUUCUCUGCAGGCAGCCAGUUUUUUGGGAGGCAACAGGUUUGAUCAUUUCAAGCAUCAAUGCUGCAAUUUAUGGCAACCCUUAGAUUCUGCUUUUAAAGUAGUUUGUAAUUUUGCCCAAAUGUUCUCAUUGGCAGAGUUGGAUGGGAAAGGUCACUUAUUUUAUUUCCUUUGGGAUCAUAACUAAAUUCCUUAGUUUAAUCAAAAUAAAGCUGAAGCAUGCAGCUGUAAUGUGGGCCGUACUGACUUUUUCCAUGUUUCAUUUGAUCAACUCUGUGUUUUUUUUUUAUCCGACUAUACCCAAAAAUAUAUAAAUUUCAAAAUGACAAACUAUUUCUAAAGCAGAUUUUUUUUUUUUUUUUUUAGUAGUUUUGUUCAGUUUUGACAGGAAUAUCAAAAUAAGUGCAACAGGAGGCAAACUGAUCCUAGAAGUCUACAAAAGAAGCUAACUUGGUUGAACUGUGCUAAAUGUUUGUUUCCCCUCGCUUCACAUCAGCUGUAGCUCCGCCUGUUGUCAAACCGUAGCGCUCACAUGAUGCGGAGGUGUCCAGGAGAGCGUAUCGUCAACAGGUGCAUUAUUUAGUUCGAAACUCUGACAGAUUGCUGACCUACAUUUGACUUGCUAAAUUCAACUAUCUGUGACGUUGUAGGUUUCUGUUUCAGGUUGUUUCCACAACACUUCAACUCCUGAAUGGGAAUUAAAUGGCAGGAUGAUACAACUUGUAAUGGUAUUAAGUCCAGUUUAGCUGUUUUGUUGGGUUAGAGUGGAGAAAAUGAAGAGAAUGUGGCGGGUAAAGUGGUGUCCUUGGCUAUCCCAGCACUUGUUUCCACUGUAACACGAAAAAGCUGUCAUCACACACAGAUCUGGAUUUACCAGAAGCUACUGCUGGGUUGGGGGUGAAAGCCAAAGUGAAAGCUGGCAGGAAAUACUCUUGUAACAUUUCCAGUUCCUAUAUGCAAAGUUUCCAAACAAAGGUCACGUUCUGUUUCGUCUCACUCAGUGAUCAGCCUCGUGUCCUUCGUUGCUUUUUCUGUUUGAGCUCCGGCGCUGAAACUCCCGAAAUGAAACUCCCGAAUCUUCGGUUAAACUUGAUGCAAAAUACAAGUGCCAGUUUUCUAAUUAGGUUUGCUCUUCGGUGCUUUAUGUGUUUCACAUUUUUCACACGAAUGUAGUAAAUAUCAGCAACGAAAUGGUUCUGUUGAGAUUGCAUGUUUGUGCAGCUGAUUCCAACCAGCCUUAAGAGCACGGUGAUUUGAAAUACUGGUUUUGAAUGUUGUGGUUCUCCCAUCUUUUCACUCGCCCAUAACUGAGUAACGCUGCUUAAGGGUUUUAGGUUCUGCAUCUGUUAAGUUUACUUAAAUCCUUCAUCUUCACUCCCUUCCAAUUGGCAACUCCGAAGUAGGUCGAAAAAAAGAAAAAGCGAUCAGUCUGUAUGUUGACAGAUUACAUGUUCUUCACCUUUUGAUCCCAUUGCUGUGAAAUGUAUUUGAUCUUAUAUGAGUUUACAUAAAAUUUUACAAAAUGAUAAUGUGACUCAAUUGUUUCAAACUGAAAAUAAGAUUUGGGGUUGGGAGGGGGGGAGGGGUUCUCUUUUGAUUUCAGUGUGCCAAAUCCCAGGAUCCAGGUUCAGAUUGCUGGGUAUUCAGCGUGUCACAGCUGGGGAAGUUAUAGGACCCGCUCCUCAUCUCUCAGCUUUUGACAGUAUUCAGCUUCCGCAAAUCAUUUCUGGAUAUUCUGACACCUGAAAUAAAGUAAAUAUGUUCAAACCAGUUGAGUUAUAUAUAUAUUUUUUUAAGGAUCUGCUUCAUUACAUUUUUUGUAGUCUCUGAUUUUUAGAAAAGCACAAGACUCAUCUGAAUCCAUACCGAGUAAAAAAAAAAAAAAAAAAAGAAUUGGAGAUGCAUGCAGUACUUUAUCUCGCCACGAGAUGACGCCAUACAACAAGCUCCAAUAACUCACGGCCCACAAAGAACAAGUUUUUAGGAAUCAUCCUGUAAAAUAAAGAUUAAUUUAUUAGACUCCAUUAGCAUUGAAAAUAAUGUAUGCUUGUUGAUUAACUUUUAUGUCCACUAGAAGAAGGUGCAAGGUACAGUUUACAACUUUGGCUUAGCUGACAUGUACAUUCAUCCACAGGUAUGAUUUUCAGUAGAAGUCUUGACAGUGCAUUCUUAAUCAACAUAACUGUGACAAAGGAAAGACGUCUCCUCUCCACCAGUUUGCAUUUCACAUCACGAAAGCCAACAGAUACUUUGAUUGUUCACAAUCAUCUUUUAAAAAACAAAUACAAUCUUCUUUAAAAAUAUAUAGGACUUUAGAGGUGUAAAUGAAGGUGCGACGAUGAACAUAAAAAUAAAGGUUUGAAUGGUUUUGAUUGCUUACUUUACCUCCCCCGAAAUGGGACAAAACCAUGAAGGUUAUUUGUUUUACUGUGUCGUUGUUGAACAUAAAUAUGGAAUCCUGUGGCUUCCGGCAAUCCAAAAGAAAAUGCAUCGCCUCGCUAAAGUAUCCGUACGGCUUGAAUUGUUCGUGUUGUCACGUUACAAUCACAAACCUCAAUGUUUUUAACUGGGAUUUUCCUAUCACCAACAGAGUAAGCUCAUAAUAAUUAUGUAGGAGUAAAAAGAUGCAUAGUUCUCAAAAACUUUUUAAAAAUAAAAAGUGUGCACAACUGGGAGAAUGGUGUUGACAGGACAACUGUUAGCAUAGCAUUCCAGAAGAUGAAGAAAGCUACUGUUGCCACAAGUCACGUAUAAAAGAUGGAAAACGAAGAAGGUUUAGAUGAGACUGAAAUGUAACUUUCUGGGCUACAUGGUAAAUUGGUGGUUGAAAACUGUUUUGGUAAAUGAUGAAACAAGGAGGCGGCAGCCUUUUUUUUUUUUUUCAGAAGUGCAGGGAAGGUUGGAGCUAAAUGCUGGGCAAUACUGGAGAAAUGUUGGGGCAGCGAAAGAGGUUCACCAAACAUAAAUACCCCCCUGGAUUAACCAUUCUGUUUGUAAUACGCCCACCCUUUAAAUAAACAAUAUUGUGGGGAAAAAAAUAUGAUGCACUUAUCAGAAACAUUAAGAACUAAAAAAAUAUGCUGACGAGUUUGCUGCUAGUCUUUUGCCUCACAAGGAGAAUUUUAUAGAUGAUCCAACAAAACCUAAACAUAUUUUGAAUUUUAAACAUUUCAAAUCAUGCCCAGCAUCUUUUUUU
This is a messenger RNA of Poecilia latipinna (sailfin molly), 5462 nucleotides long. RefSeq names its product transmembrane protein 39A (gene tmem39a). Gene Ontology annotation, cellular component: endoplasmic reticulum membrane. Gene Ontology annotation, biological process: negative regulation of autophagosome maturation; negative regulation of autophagosome assembly. The record is from RefSeq and is a predicted model, not a curated record. The transcript is spliced from 9 exons. Lineage: Eukaryota; Metazoa; Chordata; Actinopteri; Cyprinodontiformes; Poeciliidae. The coding region runs from base 363 to 1844 and encodes 493 amino acids.